This is a messenger RNA of Drosophila bipectinata, 1520 nucleotides long. It is a transcript of the gene JMJD5, whose product is annotated as Jumonji domain containing 5. The record is from RefSeq and is a predicted model, not a curated record. Gene Ontology annotation, cellular component: nucleus. Lineage: Eukaryota; Metazoa; Arthropoda; Insecta; Diptera; Drosophilidae. Gene Ontology annotation, molecular function: histone H3K36 demethylase activity.
CAACUGAUCGCCAAAAAUACCCAAAUUGACCGUUAAACAUCGAUAAAUUUCAAAGCUUUUCAAAUCUAUCGAUACUUAACGAUGAGCUUAUACGCCGCUAAUUGAAAGCCUCGCGAUGUAAACAAAAACCGUAAACAAAAAUAAAUCCAAGGGGUUUAAUGGAUCCAACGCUAUUGAAGCUUGCACAGCUGCUUCCCCGCUUAGAUGAUGUCGAAGACCUACUUGAGAAUGAAGUGGAGGCGCGGUAUAUUCUUAAAAAAGCAAUAAGCUUUAUGGAGAAAUGGGAAUCUUACAAACGCCACGAUGAUGAAGAGAUCCGGUACCUGGUCAGUGCCCUGGUGGACAGAAACUGGGAGCGCAUACACACAGGGCACUUUAGCAGUGUCCCCUUAAACAUAAGGAAAAUAUAUGCCAUUGGAUGCUACUUUAAAAUAUUUUUCCUUCUUCUUGAGAGCACAAGUCCUGCUCAACGGGAAAUAUGCAGUGGAAUCCUAGAUGAGGCUCAGCUCUUGGGAUGCAUGGAGGAUUGGAGCGAUCUGAAAAUGGCCUUAAUGCAAUACCUAGAUGAGGAACAAGUGGAACCCUCGCGGCCAUUACCAAUCCUGAUGCCAUCUCCUCGACUCCAAAGCUCCUGUGAUAUUCCCCAAUUAGAGGCCCCCAGCUUAAACGAGUUCAAAACUAAAUGUUUUGAACCACGGCAACCCACUCUCUUGCUUAACACCAUCCAGCAUUGGCCAGCUAUGGAAAAGUGGUUGGAUCUGAAUUACCUGCUCAAAACAGCUGGAAGCCGUACUGUACCCAUAGAGAUUGGGUCCAACUAUGCCAGCGAUGAGUGGUCCCAGCAGCUGGUUAAGAUUCGAGACUUUCUGCAGAGGCAAUUUGGAAGUGAAAGCGGAAGCCAGGAAAUUGAGUACCUUGCGCAGCACGAACUCUUUUCACAGAUACCAGCGCUUAAGAAGGAUAUAUCCAUUCCGGAUUACUGUACAAUAAGUAGAGAUGAUCCUCCUGGAGCGGUAGAUAUAAAGGCCUGGCUGGGUCCAGCGGGAACCAUUUCCCCCAUGCACUAUGAUCCAAAGCACAACUUGCUGUGCCAGGUUUUUGGCUCCAAGAGGAUUAUACUUGCCGCUCCUGAAGAUACAGAGAAACUGUACCCCCACGACAGCGAAUUUCUGGGAAAUACAUCCCAAAUAGAUGCUGCAAAUCCCGACCUUGAAAAGUAUCCUCUGCUAAAAGAGGUUAAGUUCUAUGACCUGCUCCUACAAGCAGGAGACUGCUUGUAUAUGCCGCCAAAGUGGUGGCACUAUGUGCGAUCUGAAGCCCCUAGCUUCUCAGUUAGCUUUUGGUGGGAAUAGGUGAGUGUAUUGCUUAUCAGCUCAGUACUCGGGAGGUACUUCACAUGAACAUGUUUGCCCAAAGUUCGAAACCUAAACUGAACAUUAAAAGCCAAAAGCGAGUUAGAUAAGAUUUUUAUCUUGAUAAACAAUGUUAAAUAAAUACUAUUAUGCCAUAGAUAGAAUGCA